This is a messenger RNA of Puccinia triticina, 777 nucleotides long. RefSeq lists its product as uncharacterized. Gene Ontology annotation, biological process: 'de novo' IMP biosynthetic process. Gene Ontology annotation, molecular function: phosphoribosylglycinamide formyltransferase activity. Gene Ontology annotation, cellular component: cytoplasm. Lineage: Eukaryota; Fungi; Basidiomycota; Pucciniomycetes; Pucciniales; Pucciniaceae. The coding region runs from base 1 to 777 and encodes 258 amino acids. The record is from RefSeq and is a predicted model, not a curated record. The transcript is spliced from 3 exons.
AUGCAUACCACCGAGUGGCUUCGGAGCGCAGAUGGCUUGCCGGUCCCAGCCGCAUCACCAGCAAACAUUCAUAUGAUGUCUCAACAACCUUUGAAUCUCGUGGUCCUUAUCUCAGGAACAGGUAGCAACCUGCAAGCUUUAAUCGAUGCCGUUCCUUCGUUUCAAACCCCGGCAGCUCGGAUCAGCCUGGUUGUCUCGAACUCGAAGUUUGCCUAUGGAAUAGAACGAGCACAAGCAGCUCAACCUCCGAUCCCUACCAAGGUCCACAGCCUAGCCGCGUUUCGAAAGCAGAAUCCUCAUCUUACAGACGAGGCGGAGGUUCGUUCUCGAUACGAUCUUGAACUGGCAGCCGUAAUCAAGACCGGCCGUCCUCAUCUGGUCGUCCUUGCUGGCUUCAUGCACAUCCUCAGCGAACCGUUUCUGAAAGAGAUGCGUUCAGAUUGGAACUCCAGUAACCCAUCAACCCCGAUUCCUAUCAUUAACCUACACCCCGCCCUGCCUGGACAGUUCGAUGGGGCCAAUGCUAUCGAAAGGGCUUGGGAGGCAGGCCCUGCAGGCAGACAAGAAGUGACAGAAACUGGCGUAAUGAUUCAUGAGGUCAUAGCUGAAGUCGAUAGGGGUGCACCGAUACUUACACGUACCGUAGAAUUAAAGAAGGACGAAUCUCUUGAUGGCCUUAAGCAGCGAAUGCAUGACGUGGAGCACGAAUUGAUUGUUGCUGGGACAUUCGAGAUGCUCCGCCGCAUCGCAUCUUCGCCCUCAAUCCAGCUCUCAUGA